GGCGGGGUCUGUGUCGGGGGCGGGGUCUGGCGCGCCGGCCGCUCAUUUCCGCCGGACGCGCGGCGUCUGGGCGGAUGGAGGCUACGCGGAGGUCGCGGCUGAGUUUGAGCCGUCGGAAGCCACCCUCGGGGGCCAGGGCCCCGCUUCCCGCUUCCCCCGCGCUGAGUUAUUAUGCCCACCCUCGCCGCCCCAGGCCUCCGAGCAAUCCCCCCGGGUCCCUCCCGGACGGCGGCGAGUGCGCGAAGCUGUGGACUCAGUUGCUGCGCAUCGCAAGCGCAGACCUGAACGUGGACGGCGAGCUGCCGCCGCUGCCCGCCUUCCCCGGCCAGGAGCCCAGUCGCAGCCCUGAGCGCCCGCCCCCGGAAAGAUUCACCGUGGGAACCGAGACCUUCUUCUGGACGCCUUUCCCGCCGCCCCCGCCGGGGCGAGGCGGGGACUCGGGCGGCUCCGACCUUGUGCUCAGCGCGGUCCGGGGGCGCACGGGGUUCCCCCCAAAACACCCAGCGCCCCAGCUCCGCGGAACCCCCAGCGCUGAGGAGCAGCCGUCGGAGGAGCAGCCCUCCCAGCGACAGCCGUCCGUGGACUCGGCGACAACCCUGCAGAGCUGUCCCAUGUGCCAAGUAGACUUCGCCCCCGGGCUGGCGCAGCUGGAUGUCGACAGCCACCUGGCCCAGUGCCUGGCAGACAGCACGGACGACAUAGAGUGUCCUGAAGGCGCCCGUUUCCAAGAACCAUAUCAGAGGAUAUACUGUGUUGUGACUGGAGCCACUGGACCCACCUGAGCAUAUCCUUCGCCUUCUAAAUUUAUAAAAGCAUAGGACCAUGCACGAAAUCACCCUGCCUGGGAGGCCAGGUUACACACAGGUCUGUACACCAGCAACCACACUGGCGACUGGGAGGCUGUACCUGGCACCACUGCAGCGUUGACAUCAGUGCCGUCAGUGUGAACAAAUCCACGGCCCCUGUACUGUCUGAGCAGAGGUGUUACCGUCCCUGAGGCGGCACGGGACCCCGUUGCGGGCACACUGGGGUCUCCCUAGGUGACUGCAUAGCCCUCCUGAUGAUGUCACCACAGGGUCAGAAUGCCCACCAGGCCUAGGCCACCCUGACUCUGUCCCAGGGUCCUUCACUUCCAUUUCCGGGGGCGGGGUGGGGGGGUGGAGAGGGUGUGUGUGUGCAAGUCUCCACAUUCUAGAGAUGCUGCUCUGCCAUCAGGGCCUGGCUGGGGUGCCCAGGGAAUCUGGGGGCACCCAGGGAGGCUGGUGUGUCUGUGCUGGGUUGGGCCAAGCCAGCAGCUUCUUUAUUUAGCUUUUAACUGUGAUCUGCACCAGGCUGCUGCCACAUUGGGAGAAGUGAGGCCCAAGGAUGCAUGGCUACGUGGGACCCACACCCACAAGGGACAUCAGGAACUACUGUCCUGAGGGUGGACAAGGCCCUCCUCCCCACUUUGCCUGGCCUGAGCCACACUUGACAAUAUCAGGGACUUAAAAAACCCACAUGAUUUACCUCUUUCUAGAAAACCUUGGGUUCAGCUUUUUACCUAAGGAGGAGGGUGGCCGAGUGACUGUGCCCCCUGCAGGUCAUGGGAGGGAGGAGGUGAGCCCUGCCAGCAGAGGGGGCUAAAUUUAUUCCUUUCCUUUAAGGCUAGGGCCCAUCAUACACAUACCCUCUUAAAAUGUCUAAUUCUGAGCAUUAUUAUUCCUGAUAAAAAUACUCUCCAAAAAUCUGAUACAUAACACAAGACAUAUGUAGGCACUGCUUAGUGUUUCCAGAAAUAUAUUUUGUGCAGAUUUCGUUUUCAACUUUGUGUUUUUUUUUUUUUUUUUGGUUUGCGGGUGCUUUGGUGAGCCUUGUUUUAGAACCUCUAUGACCCAGUUUUCCUGGUCAGUCUAAGGCCCGGGUUGGGACCAAUGGAGCCCACCUGGUGAAGGUGUGACCUGGGCGUCAGACCACGAGCUGCUGACAUGCUCGGCACUUACAUUCCGGACGUGCCUCCUCCGCGUGGGCCGCGCCUGCGACUAUGGGCGGGUGCCCCCCGCUGAAAAAAGGCAUCAGAGGGAAGCGCCAGCAUCAGAGGGACACUUUAUUCCUCGGGACAUUACAGGCCAACUCC
Messenger RNA from Cervus elaphus (red deer), 2113 nucleotides. RefSeq names its product FA core complex associated protein 20 (gene FAAP20). Gene Ontology annotation, biological process: DNA damage response. The coding region runs from base 75 to 782 and encodes 235 amino acids. NCBI's taxonomy places the organism in Eukaryota, Metazoa, Chordata, Mammalia, Artiodactyla, Cervidae. The transcript is spliced from 6 exons. The record is from RefSeq and is a predicted model, not a curated record. Gene Ontology annotation, molecular function: ubiquitin binding; K63-linked polyubiquitin modification-dependent protein binding.